Messenger RNA from Penicillium griseofulvum, 1728 nucleotides. RefSeq names its product annexin. The transcript is spliced from 3 exons. Gene Ontology annotation, molecular function: calcium-dependent phospholipid binding; calcium ion binding. The record is from RefSeq and is a predicted model, not a curated record. Gene Ontology annotation, cellular component: cytoplasm. Lineage: Eukaryota; Fungi; Ascomycota; Eurotiomycetes; Eurotiales; Aspergillaceae. The coding region runs from base 1 to 1728 and encodes 575 amino acids.
AUGCCUCAAGGAACUGGAACUCUGACAAGUGACAAAGGACGAGUCCUUGGUCAAUUUGAAGUCGAAGGCGCUCAGUAUAUUUUCGUGGGAAACCUGACUGGAUUCGGGCAGUCUUUCUCCAUUCCCAAUGCCGACGUCACCUAUGACUCAGCCGACCAAUUACACAAGCAAUCUGAAGAUUUUGAAGACCUGCCCGUAGAGAAGGACCAGAUUGAACUCAAGCUCAAGAAUGGGGUUUCGAUCACGGGCGGUUUUGAUAUGCCCUUCAGCGAUGGCGAGGUGAAGAAAGGGACCAUUGUUGGUGGUGGAGGAAAAUGUCUGCAUAUCAUGUCUUAUAACCCUAACCAACCUCCGUACGGAGGAUAUCCGCCCCAAUACGGACAGCAGGGCCCUCCUUCAGGACCUCCGCCUCAGGGUUAUCAGCCGCCUUAUGGUGCUCCUCCCCCACAGGGACACCCUCCUCCACAGGGACAUCCUCCUCCACAGGGGCAAUACCCCCCUCAACAAGGUCAUUACCCCCCGCCUCAACAGGGAUAUUAUCCUCCACCCCAGCAAGGCCAGUAUGGUGCCCCUCCUCCACAGGGAGCUCCUUACGGCGCGCCAUCUCCUCAGCCCCACGGAUACCAUGCUCCGCCCGCGCAACCUCCAUACGGUCAGCCGCCGCAUGGUUAUGCCCCUCCAGGCCAACCGCCUGCAGGUGCUCCCGGAUACCCACCUCCAGGUCAACCACCCGUCGGAUACGGCGCACCACCACCCGGCGCCUUCCCGCCCCAGGGUAUUCCAUCACGGCCGUCACCUGGCUACACCCCUGGUGAAUUAGCGCCAGGCGAUUUCCGGCCCCAAGCAGAUGCGCUUCGCAAAGCGAUGAAGGGCUUCGGCACGGAUGAGAAGGCCCUGAUCGCAGUCCUCGCGAAACUUGACCCACUCCAGGUCGCCGCAGUCCGCGACACGUAUUCCAAGCACCUCGGCCGCGAUCUGUUUAAGGAUGUCAAGUCCGAGACCGGCGGGUACUUCGGUAACGGCCUACUUGCCGUGAUCGAGGGACCGCUGAUGCACGAUGUCGAGAGCCUGCACGACGCAAUCGAUGGCGCUGGCACGAAGGAGUGGUUACUUAACGAUAUCCUACUCGGUCGGUCCAAUGCUGAUAUCACUGCUAUCCGGACCGCCUAUGAAAUGAGAUAUAAGCGUUCACUGUCUAGAGAUGUCGAAGGCGAUCUCUCUUUCAAGACCUCCACUCUUUUCGCCACUGUCCUUCGUGCUACUCGCCAUGAAGAGUCUACCCCUAUCAACCCGCAAACGAUCGAGGCGGAUAUUCGCUCUUUACAAGCUAAAGAGAGCGUCACAGAGGUGUGCGUGAUCUUUGCUCAGUCGUCUGAUGCUGAGCUCCGCGCUAUUAGCCAGACCUUCGAGUCGCGCUACCACAUCCCACUCGAGAAGCAUAUCAAAGAUAAAUUCUCCGGUCAUAUGGAAGAUGCGCUGCUGCAGAUGCUACGCUCGGCUACAGAUCCUGCCUUGCGUGAUGCUAUGCUACUCGAGGAUUGCAUGAGCGGUAUGGGCACCAAGGAUGAUCGCCUUGUUGUUCGUGCUGUCCGUGUCCACUGGGAUCGCAAACACAAGGAUAUGGUCAAGCGCGCUUACCAAAAUAAGUACAGGAAGAACGUGAUUGACCGGGUGCGUAGCGAGACUUCUGGUGAUUACGAGCGGUUGAUGGUUGCUCUUCUUGAGUAG